This is a messenger RNA of Sardina pilchardus (European sardine), 2237 nucleotides long. RefSeq names its product desert hedgehog signaling molecule (gene dhh). The record is from RefSeq and is a predicted model, not a curated record. The coding region runs from base 302 to 1750 and encodes 482 amino acids. Gene Ontology annotation, biological process: regulation of gene expression; smoothened signaling pathway; multicellular organism development. Lineage: Eukaryota; Metazoa; Chordata; Actinopteri; Clupeiformes; Clupeidae. Gene Ontology annotation, molecular function: calcium ion binding; patched binding. The transcript is spliced from 4 exons.
GUCACAAAUAAGACCUGGCGGCUUGUGCGAAACGGACAGGAGCCCUCAGUCUCUAUUGGAGACUGCCAACAGAGAAUAACGAAUAGCUUGGCAUGACUUGGUGGCUUCAAUAGAUCGCUGAAGGCAAAUCUUUUUUGUUUUAGAGAACUAACGGACACACGAGGGACAUGGAUCUAAAGGGAUGCGUGCCAAUUGCUUGUUAUGGACCAAAGGACAAGAGUCGCAGUUGAUCAUUGAUAGGAUACUAAACCGUCAGCCAUCGAGAGGAUAUGGACCUAGCUAGAAUCAGUGACAUCCCAAAAUGCCAGCAGGUGUUCUGCGCUGUCAAGUCACGCCAAUGACGUUGUCUCCGUGGCAUAGGCGGGCACUGCUCGUCUUGCUGUCGGUGUGCACAUCCGCAUCGCUGUUGGUCCACGGAUGCGGCCCUGGACCCGGGUAUGGUCCCCGUCCCAGACCGCGCAAACUAAUUCCUCUGAGGUACAAGCAGUUUGUACCACCAAUCUCUGAGAAUAACCUCGGUGCAAGCGGGCGGCCAGAGGGCAAGAUUACGCGCGCCUCGGAACGCUUUAACGAGUUGGUGUGCAACUACAACAUUCACAUCGACUUCAAAGACGAAGAGCACACUCAAGCUGACCGCUUCAUGACAAAGCGCUGCAAAGACUGUCUGGACAGACUAGCCCUAGCUGUGAUGUUGCAGUGGCCAAAGACCAGGCUGCGGGUUACCGAGGCCUGGGACGAGGAUGGAAACCAUCCAUUUGAUUCUCUGCACUAUGAGGGCCGCGCCGUGGACAUCACCACUUCAGACCGCAACACCUCCAAGUACGGCCUACUGGCCCAGUUAGCUGUGGAGGCUGGCUUUGACUGGGUCCAUUAUGAAUCCAAGCAUCAUGUGCACUGCUCUGUCAAAGCUGAUCACUCUGUGGCUCUUGAGAGAGGUGGCUGUUUCCCAGGGUCAGCAACGGUAACUGUAGAAGGAGGAGAACAGAUGCCUAUGUUUUUACUGAAGCCUGGAGACAAAGUCCUUUCCCAGACCGAGUUGGGUCAAACUGUUUUCAGUCGCAUACUGCUCUUUCUACACAAGGACUGUGAGAGCAGGUCUUUGUUCUUAGUGCUGGGCACGGAGGAUGGUCAAAGACUUACGCUAACACCUAAUCACCUGCUCUUUCAUUCCUCUUAUUAUGAAGCAGAUCACAGCAAGUACCAAGCUUGCUUUGCCAGCAGAGUGCAGAAGGGAGACUAUCUCCUCAUUCAUGGAUCAGGAGGUAGAGUUAGACCAUCCAAGGUAACCUCACUCACAGUGGAAGAGCGGACUGGAAUCUAUGCUCCCCUGACAGAAGAAGGCACUCUUUUUGUGGAUGGAGUCCUAGCCUCUAGCUAUGCCUCUAUGGAGGAUCACAGACUUGCCCACUGGGCCUUCGGGCUCAUGCGCUUCCUGCUCUCUCUUCCACAGUGGACCCAGGAUGUGGAACAAGAGAGCAAGCAAGUCAGAGUGGCAGUGGCCACACACACUGGGCCACAUAUUUACGAUGAUGCACAGAAAAUAGGCCACACAAGGGGGAAUGGGACACUCAAAGUCAAAGGUGUAGGUUGGUAUCAGAAUAACCACUGCCAACAAAACACACUUUCACUGAAAAACAGUUAUGGGGAAACCUGUGAGAAUUACAGACCUAAACAGGGUAAAGUUCAUUGGUAUGCUAGACUAUUGCACACCCUUGGGCAAAUAUUACUGGACCCUCAGAUAUUCUACUAAUAAAACACUUACCUUCUAUCAAUCUGAUGCAUUAACAUUUAUCAAGAAUCUAACACUGCUAAACCCCAAACUGACAAAGGACAUUGACAUUAAUGUAUAUACAAUGAUUAUUUCAUAACAUAAUUCUUACUCAAGUAAUAUCAGAUGUCAGGUGAAAAGUUAUCUUCCAACAAGAGGCAGAUACUGGUUGCCUACGCCGAUAUGUAGCCGAUGUUCCAAAAUAAUGAUCUAAUGAAAACAAUAUUUUUGAAUGUUCAUGAUAUGAGAAAAUGUUUUAUACAACCAUCAAAAUCUUUAUUUUUGUACUGUUGGAUUUGUAAUAUAUACCUAUACAUGUAUCUGCUUAAUUAUUCACACCAUGACCAUGUUAUUUGUCAAUAUAUUUGUCAGCAAAAAGUACAGUCAAAGCUAUUUAAUUUUGUAAAAAAAAAAUCAUAAUAUGAAAAGAUUGUUUAAAAAGAAUUAAAAACAAAUAUGAUGUGCUUAA